Molecule: messenger RNA, 3046 nt
Organism: Neodiprion fabricii
Lineage: Eukaryota; Metazoa; Arthropoda; Insecta; Hymenoptera; Diprionidae
Exons: 5
Coding region: 1245-2942 (565 amino acids)
Source: RefSeq, a predicted model, not a curated record
AAAGUGGGGGAUGGCGGACCCACCAACAAUAUAUAAGCCCUCCCGCAUUCUUAAUUUCGAGUUAGUCUGAUAUAGUUACCGGUCCUUUAGACGAAAGCCGUCGCUAUGAAGGUGAUUAUCUUACUGACACUUAUCGGAUCAUCCGCGACAGCCCUGGUUCCCGCAGGCCCUCUGCAUUAUCCGAAUUUGAUCUCGGCGCAUCGUACAGAGUUUCCUACCCAACGUCUGGAUGUGACUACGCUGGACGCCAACCCUUCUCAACAAUACUUUCUUUAUAACGUCCCUCAGAUUAACACAGCCGUCAGGACUGUACCAAUGGCCGUAUUUGCAAAUGGUAGACCUACUAUAGCACAUGUUCCAACAAUUUAUAAUUAUUAUGGAACGCCAGUCUACGAUUUCCGAUUUCCCUACUCCCCGCUGUAUCCGGCUGGGUCGAAACCAUCAGUCCCGGAAUAUGUUCCAAAACCAGGAACACCUCGGCCGCCGAUUAAACCUGUAGAUUACGACGACAACGACGAUGACGAAAACAAUGACGGCGGUGGUAUAGAGAAGUUGGACGAAAAAGUUGAACCGGGAUACGAUCCUCUCGGCGAAGCAGCCAGCGCGGCGAGUAGCGUGGAGGUCUCUGAUGAAAAUGACUCCGUUAUCAUAGAAGCCGAGUGAAAAACUUCACCUCAAAUUUUCUUAUCAUAUAUUGUGUAUGUACAUUCAUAGUCAUACCCAAGCUUUGAAUAAAACAAUAAAUAUCGGCAGCAAAAACGCUUAACCUGACACUAUCUUUUGUUCAGUGAUGUACAUUCCAAGCCGACGGUACGGGUUUUUAAUGAGACGUGUCUUUGGCAGAAUGAGACAAAAUCUUUCAUUUGAAGAGGUAUAAUAAAGAAGCUGGGGUCAUAAGUGAUCCAAAAAUGCUCGAGCUGCGUUCGCAGUCGGUUGUAAUAUUAAUUUGACCGUGAAACCUUCUGCCCUUAUCGGGAACGCUAAGACAACUCAGAAGAAAAGAACACAGCUCGCGUCAAUCAAGUGUCGUAGACCUAACAUUGAAUAUAUUAUAGUUUCGAUGCGGUUCAAAGGUCGGUUGGUAGCACGACAGAUAGCGAUAUCGUCUCAGUUAAUUCCAUCUAUCGGAGUGCCGCAUGCCGUAUAAAGUUCUCGCAUUCGUUUUCAAGAGAGUGUCGUUUUAGAAGCACAGUGUUCGACAGGCGGUGCGGUUUGACACGUUCAAGAUCAACGAUUAUUUCGGAAUGUUGUCGGAAGAUCCAGAAGGCGUGAAAUUCCGCACGCCAGACUAUCGCGGACUAUACUUUUUUCUAAUAAUCAUUUUCGCUUCAACUCUCUCCGGCGUAUCUUCGAGAAGUGUCGUGACGGAGGGCGAUAAAAGGGCUGACGAUUUUUUCGCAAAAUCUGUAAGUACAACCGUGAACGAGCCCAAUCGGAUUUGCGAUAAUGCUCUAAAAGAGAGGAAGUAUUCAAGAAACACCGGGACUGAGGCGGUGGGUUGCGACUUUAGACGUGCUUUCAUGCUGACAAUGAGACCCGAAGAGACGAGGUCCACGCCGGAGAAGCCAAAUCAUCCCUUAAUCGCGAGAUUCCGGAGAGAGGGCAAGGAAAUGGUUACCCGGAACGUUUCGACGUCGAAAGAUUACAUGAGUAGCUACUACGCCCAGAGGAAGGCGAUCAUGGACAAGUUCAACUUGCAAAAAAAUGAGAUUACGAAGAGACGCGAGAGGGCGGAAAAGUUGAUAGCCGAGGCGAAAAGAGCCAAGGAGGCGAAGGUGCAAGUUCAUACGGAAAGAAAUGACUUCACUCAAGAUCGCGGUCGGGCCGAGGAUACGCCCCGUCCCCCGAUUGUAGUCACGUAUUCUCCCGACCUUGCUUCGACAGUUUUCCCGGUUCCGAAUAACGGUGCUGACCUGAGAGGUAAGGUGAAUUUGGCCAAUCGAUAUCACUCGACUAUUCCUGAUAUAAAUUUCAACGACACCCAAACAGCGACUCCGGAGAGCAAGGGAUCUUUCACCGAUCCAAUCGAAGAGGGAACUCUGAAGAAUUCAAGUGACUUCAAUCUAUAUUUCGACGAAGAUUCGUCACCAACAGUCGCGACACCUCGCCUUUUGGAAAAUAAUGAUAUCGAUCUUGUGGUAUCGGAGAGAAAUUCUCUGAAGCAAAAACGCGACAAUGAAACUCUGAUCGUCGACCUCGGAGCUCAUCUCACAGCUUCGUCGAGGGGAAACGAGUCGACCUCCGAAGAGCUGGAGAGUAUUUUUCAAUGGGAAACACCGGCGACAGACAAGACAUUCACUCGACCUAACACCGUUGUUAUUUCAGCCAAUGGUCAGUCGGACAAUUCGAGUCAGGCUUUGGCCUCCCAGGGUUCCAUGGUCAAGGUAGAGACUUCCCCGGAGGUGCACGUGACAAAGAGUAUAGAAAACGUCAAGACUGACACGAUGGUGUACAGAAAUUCUACCCACGAAAUUGUCGCGAUCAACGGUGCCGUGAGUUCCAUCAAGAGGAUAGACGAUGUUCCAGCCAACGUUGACCAGGACAUGAAAAAUCGUAAUAUGACGGAUUCUACGAUGUCUGGAACAGCAGAAAUCGGCGGCGCCAGGGAGUCGGAAUGGUGCGAGGAAUGCCCGCACGACUACAGAUGGGGAGAAUGCGAGGGAAUUCUAUUUUAUCAGCAUAACAUAUUCUUGAGAAACAGAGGACCUUCCGCAGUUGACGCUGUAUUCGGAAUGGACACAGAAGGCCCCGUGUACAUAACCUGUGUCGAAGCCCUGCGUUAUAAUCAAACGAGGGGAAUAGUCAGCCUACAUUCCGGCGGUCCGGCUCAUAAUUUUGCUAAAUUACGUGUCAGAGGAUUUCAUGGCGAAGGGUUUUCGUACAUUAUGAAAGUCUGGGGCGUAAGCAGUGAGAAAUUUCACGAGAGCACCAGUUAUCAGUGAAAAUAGAAAAUGAAAGUAAUAAUGAUGAUACCAAUGAGGCGAACGAGAAAAGCUUGGUGUUGUAUACAUUUUGCAGAAGAUUCAAAAAAAUUAAAACACACUGA